Molecule: messenger RNA, 2757 nt
Organism: Electrophorus electricus (electric eel)
Lineage: Eukaryota; Metazoa; Chordata; Actinopteri; Gymnotiformes; Gymnotidae
Gene: coro7
Product: coronin 7
Biological process (GO): protein import into mitochondrial matrix
Cellular component (GO): TIM23 mitochondrial import inner membrane translocase complex
Molecular function (GO): protein binding
Source: RefSeq, a predicted model, not a curated record
AGCCUAACUUUUCCUCUGUCGUCUAUAGUUUAAUUUAUGGAGUCCAACUGUAUCACCUUGAUGGAGACACAUGUCAAAACAUUGAUGGUACGAUUGUUACUGUUAGCCAUAUUUUAAUUAGAUCACUGGAAAAACACAGAACUGAACAAUGGCAAAGUACCUCGCGCAGAUUGUAAUAAUGGGAGUGCAGGUGGUGGGCAGGGCAUUUGCGCGAGCUCUGCGUCAAGAGUUUGCAGCCAGCCAAGCUGCAGCAGAGGCGAGGGGAAGAGCCGGCACGCAGUCUGCUGCAGCGUCUAGCUUUACUGGGAUGACCUUACAGGAAGCCCAGCAGAUUCUAAAUCUCUCAACGCUCACGCCAGAAGAAAUCCAGAAGAAUUAUGAGCAUUUGUUUAAAGUAAAUGACAAAGCGGCUGGUGGCUCUUUCUACCUGCAGUCUAAGGUGGUCCGUGCCAAGGAGCGUCUGGAUGAAGAGCUCACCAUUCAGCAGCAAAACACGCGGCCUGGGUGGAAACAGCAAGGAGAGUCAUGAGUCUGCUCUGUCAUUGCCUGCUUUCUCCUCUGUCCACUUUCACAGUUUGGCCCAUUCCGCUUGGAUGUUGGGUCCAUCAGAAAGGCCAGCUCCCUGUAUUCUUCAUUCCUUGGCCUCAAAAAAGUCGUAAUCUCGGGCAGCAAAUCGAUGAAUCGCUGGAACACCUUCCCACCUCUUAAGCAGCGUACCAACGUAUAUGUUAUUUAUUCCGGAAUGGAAGGUUUUUCUCAGUGGUGUACAUUUUUAAAGCACUGUGUAUAUCCUCGCCUCUUGUUCUCAUUCAAAGGUAAAAAACUGAGGAAAUCUUCCUUGACACAGCUCAUCAAUUGGUUGGCAACCACUGCCUUACACUAACUCCUGCUUCAUAAAUAAGCCUUCAAUAAACCAACUACUCUUUUCCAAAGAAACAUUUUAAUGUUUAUCCUUACUUGAUGUUCUUAAAUGUGUCCUAUUCCAUUAACACCCUCCAAAGUAAAAUGUUUUUUUCUUAGUACGAAAUUAGUCCAGCAUGAUGAUUUCCAUAUAAUGAAUAGGUGACGAAUAAUGAAUAGCCUAUAAUUUUCAAAUAAGGAAGAGGAAACUAUGGUUGAACAAUAACAAAUGUUUCUGACACAACUGGAAAUGAUUCCACAGUGACUCAUGUGGCUUCGAUACACAGCAGGCUGUUUAAACCAUGUGUGCUACACUGGGUUGUGUGUUGUUCAGAGUUGCCAGUAUUUGCAGAGUGGUGAUCAAACCUUAAUUGAGAAAUUAUACUUUUUACUAUAUUAUUUCAUUUAGAUUUCUUAAAAGUACCUUUAUGAUGUUUGUUUAAUAUUACUAGGAUAUAUGGCAUGCGUUAUUAUUAAAUAUUAUUUUCAUGAUGAUUAAUUCCAAAAUUUUGAGCGUUUCUAGAGGCACCCUCACCCUCCAUUGUAAAUUGUGGAAUAUUUGUGUACUGUAGUGCCGGUACAGCACUUUAUCAGCAUAAUUUAGAUUGCACUUUAGUGGAAAAGAAGACCCAGCAAAACUCAGUAUAUCAAAUGUGACUUUAUUAAACAUUUGUUUUUUUUUCAUUGACAUCAUUAUCAAUAUCGUAUUAAAAUUCCUCUAAAACAGGAGCACACACCUAUGUUGUACCAACUGGAGACUGUUACAGCUCUAAAAUUCUGCCUGUUCGGCUUCAGAACAUGAUGCCGGGAAAAUAUAUAUAUAUAUUUAUAUAUAUAUUUAUUUAUAUAUAUUUUUCAUAUACUGUAUUUGUACUUCUACAUUUCACCUAUAAUAAAAGGCACUUGGAAAAAAAUGAAAAUACUGAUAUUAAAAUAUUUUAAUGUGCAAAAAGAAAAGAAACAGGUUAUUGGCCUUUCCUGGCCAUAGUCUUGCAUUAACCCUUUGUGCACCACUGUGGCACUUAUAAGUUUUUUUUGUUUGUUUUUUGAUUUUGGUCUCUGUGAAAGCGGGACAAGCCAGUCUAACUUACUGUCUCACUUCUCUGAGUCUGUAGUUGAUAAACUCUAUAGGGAAAUUGUGGUAUUUGUACCGUAUAUCUACUGCCUCUUUUUAAUGUCAAAUUCAGAAGGGCUUAAGAGGCGAUUACUGUGUCAAAUAUACAUUUAAAUAAUCACUGCUAAACUGUGACUCUGUCCCAGCCAUUUCAGUUAUUGCUCAUGUUUCGCAUACACUAACAAUCAUAUAUGUGAUCAGUUAUUGUGGGUCCCCUGCUGGGAUUUUGCUUCCCCCCUACAUGUUCAGACAGCCCUGAACCAAGCAGGCUUCUCCAGAGUGCUCAAAGGGUUAAUGGGUCAAACAGCUUAUUUGAUAUUUGAAGAUGUAGACCGUGAAGGGUCUGUGUCAUUUUCAGCUUUCUCAAACAGCCAGCAAGAACCAGCCACCAGGGGACAUGGAGAGGAUGGUGGUGGAGAGAACUGAAAUUUGAGGGACUUGAAGAACACUGUAGAAAAAAACAGCCCAAUCAACCAUAUUUUGCAACGUGAGCACACCAUGAAUGCAGCAGGCUCCUGAACAUACCUGCUCCCCUCAGCAACACCCUAAAAGGACCGUGUGUAUGUCCUCUGUCUUGUAUAAGGCUUAGUUUGGGGCAGUUGGUUAAGAUUUUUUAAAUUUAAUCUGGAAAAAAAAAAAGAUUGGCUGAGAGGGAAUGAGAAGACCUACUUUCACUGUUGGCAUCUUUUUUCUUUUAUUUAUUUAAUUAAUUCUUUUACAAGUGGCCUUCAGUGCAGCGCUGU